GUCAGGCGUUCUGUGUUUUGAUGCUUGUACAGCGCUUGGUGUAUGAAGAGUGUUAACGAUGGCUGCCUCCUUAUUAUUGCGGUGGCUGAAGAGACUGUUCCUUUUUGUGUUGAUAUGCCCCCUCUGUGUUCCAGCCUUCUUGAAUUUGGAAGAGUUAAACGAAAUGAAAUACGGGAUUCAAAUUCUGUCUGACCCCGUGAUAUUAGGGCAGACCAAGACAGAGGAAGUAAUGAUGGUGUCUAAUAAAUACAAGCAGCUCUAUGAAUGUCGACUACCAGCCCAGGCUGUCCGCUUUCACCAGGACCCAGCCUCCGAGCCUGACUCUCAGGCCUACACCGGCCCAGACAUCCCAGACCUGCUCAAGCCUAUGCACAAAUCUCCAUGUUUACUAAAGACAAAAGACUGGUGGACAUAUGAGUUUUGCCAUAGUAAACAUAUCCAACAGUACCACCUUGAAGACACAGAAAUCAAUGGGGGUGUUCUUUAUCUGGGAUUUUAUGAGUCUGAAUUUGACUGGAACAAUGAAAUGGCAAAGGCAUCCAAACAGCACAAACUGAAACGUUACCACAGCCAGACUUAUGUUAAUGGAUCAAAGUGUGACCUUAAUGGGGAACCAAGAGAGACUGAAGUCCGGUUUGUGUGCGAAGAAGGCUCAAGCGACUACAUCGCCCGUGUGGAUGAGCCUCAGUCGUGUCGCUACGUGUUGACGGUUCACACCAGUCGCACCUGCCAGCAUCCUCUCCUGCGGCCACCGUCCACUGCCAAGCCGCAGGGUAUUGUGUGCCAGCCAGCACUAAGUGCGCAGCAGUACAUGGAUUACGUCAAAGCUCAAGUCUCGGACACAAAGCGUAAAGUAGAGCAGAUCUCUGAGGAGCUGAAGAGCCUCGAUGAGAUGUUGGCUGGUAACGAAGGGGCAGAAGGAACAGUGAGAGUAACGGCAGAGGAGACGUCGGCUGGACCUCGCGGUGACCCCAGCCCUUCUGAUAGAAAAGAAAUGGCAGAAAUAUCUGAAGAUGCAACAUCAGAAGACACUGAUUUCUGGGAAGGAGUUGAAAGACCAGGAAAAUCAAAGCUUCCGGUUUCUCAUCAGGAUAAUGAGGUCACAGAAAGUGAUUAUGACCCAGCAGCAGACGCCGAUGGUGAUGAAGAAAACUUCAACUUUAAGAUCAUCACCGACCCGGCAGACCUGAUGAAUUUUGUUGAACAUCUGAAGGAAAGCAAUAGGAAGAAAGCACAAAGCCAGGCUAAAAAUAGUGAAGAGAAAUCAACAAGCGACCUACAAACGGAGAAGCUGAGAGGAGAUGAGAAGGAUGAAGAUGAUCAGCUGUUGGAGGAGUUUGAAGAUGAGAUGGCUGACCUCUCUGUGCCUGCUGACAAAAUCGAAGAGAUAAAAGAGGAAAUGCAGAAGGAGUUUGACAACAUCAUAGACGAGGCCCAGCAGGAACUGGAAACCGAAGGUCUGAAAGGGGAGUUUGAUCGGACCCAGGCAACACAAACACUGGAGACAACACUGGAUAAGCUGCUGGAUCAUCUGGAGGAGAAAGAUGUUCAGGACCCACAGCAGCAAACGGUCCAAAGAGGCAGCGACCCGACCAGAGGCAGCCCAAGCCUGGCACCCAAACAGCCAGAACAAGCAGCUGACGACCACGUUAAGAUCAAAAUUACUAAGUAUAAGACGGGCAGCAGCCCUGAUGGGGAGGUCAGAGGUCAGGAGAUGGGCGAAGGAGACCCCCAGUGGCAGCACAUAAAGGACGUGGUUAAAGAGCAGCUAGAGAAGGCAGGACUAAAGGCCGAAGGUAAAAUUGAGGUGAAGAUCUUGACAAGAAAGAAUGCAGAUGAGGCGGGUGACCAGUGGUUGACGGAAGAGGAUACAAAGUCCUUCAGGGAGCUACUCAUAAAUCUGCUGACUGGUGGCACUGAAGAGGUUUACAAAGAGCAAAAGAGGCAACAGGAGUUGGAGAAUAACUAUAGAUUUGUGUGGGGAGAAAACCAGGAGGAUACCCAGUCAUCCAGCACGUCCGACUCGGACGACGUAGACAUUUGAGCUCAUACAACACCCCCAGUACCCCUACUUGGAUGGUAAACUCCUGUGGAAACAAGCAGGGAGAAGGACUACAAUGUGUCGUCACAGAUUUGAUAAACAACUCUCUUCAUUCAAUAAUUGCUGUUAAUCCUGGCAGAUUAUACGGAUCUCAGCUGUUUGCACAUUCAGAAAAUGAGUUUUCUCGUAAAGGCAAUACUUUCAGCAUCUCUAAAGGACGACUUUCAUGCGUUGCACGAAGACACUGCAGCUUGUUAGCUGUGGUUGUAGUUGAAGGACGUUAUGCAUCUUCCCUUUUUGAUGGGAUUCAGUUUUUGUAGAAGGCCAAAGUAGCUGGGUGAGCUAAAGCUAACGUUUCUAGAAUAAUUUUCCAAUUUUGUUAAACAAGCGUGUUCUGAAGCCGCAACCAUGUUUGUGUUGUCUUCGAUGUUGGCUCUGGAGCCCAAACCCGUGAGCGACUCGGAUGGAGAGUUUUUGUGGACAUCAGCUGAAUAUCUGCUUCCAUAACAAGCACUGUCGCCUCUGAAAAACCGAGAACAAAUGCUCAAAGCUUCGCAUUCCAAUUGCAGUUGUUUCUUUUUCUUUUACAUUCUGGCACAUUUUAGUAUGUCGAGCAUCAGAGGUAAACAAAAAUAGAAUAAAUGAUUAUUUGUAACCAAGGUAAUACACUUGGAAUCUUUGAAGUAAUUACACAAACUGAAAACUUAGUUAUGGAGUCUUGUUUUGUUUAAUUUUUUUUUCUAAGCUACAAGGACCUCUACGUGCUUGGAGGUGUCUUUCAAGCAUUUUUAGGGAAAUCUUUAAACUACCUUAAUUUAAUAAAUGAAUGCAGCUUUGAUGUUAACUAGGUUUAGUGUACCAAAUUCACUGAUGCUCACAAAACCCUUCAGUCAUGUACUUAGAGGGGCUGAAUUUGUACAGUUUGUAAAAAAUUUGGCUUAUUGGAGCUAAAGUGUGUACAUAAUUAUUCUGUCUGUCUUUUAUUUGGUUGUAAUUCAGCACAGAUUAAGUGGGAGUUGACCUACCCCAAUAAAUAUGUUUGAGAA
Molecule: messenger RNA, 3087 nt
Organism: Nothobranchius furzeri (turquoise killifish)
Lineage: Eukaryota; Metazoa; Chordata; Actinopteri; Cyprinodontiformes; Nothobranchiidae
Gene: os9
Product: OS9 endoplasmic reticulum lectin
Biological process (GO): retrograde protein transport, ER to cytosol; endoplasmic reticulum unfolded protein response
Cellular component (GO): endoplasmic reticulum lumen
Source: RefSeq, a predicted model, not a curated record